ACCUCAUCGUUCACGUUUGUAGACCAAAUUACCCAAAUUUCAACUAUUUUGAUAAUAUAGUAUUAUUUAAUAUAAUUAAGAUUGAACUAAGCUGACAUAUAUAUACACAAUUCCCAGAGCAACUGAUUCUUUCGUAGGAAACAGAAAGAAGGAACUGAACUGCAGUGAAAACGUAGAAGGAUCUUUGAAAGGAGAAUGCUUGGGAACGGUGUUGUUGGGAUCCUAGCUGAGUCCGUGAACAAAUGGGAGAGAAGGGCACCGUUGACUCCAACACACUGUGCAAGAUUACUUCAUGGCGGUGGUGGUGUGUCUCGAAUCAUCGUGCAGCCAAGCACAAAGAGAAUCCACCAUGAUGCUCUAUAUGAAGAAGUUGGCUGUGAGAUUUCACACGAUUUGUCACAAUGUGGCCUCAUCCUUGGCAUCAAGCAACCUAAGCUAGAGAUGAUUUUACCCGACAGAGCUUAUGCCUUCUUCUCCCAUACCCAUAAAGCACAGAAAGAAAACAUGCCUUUGCUGGACAAGAUCCUAACUGAGAGAGCAUCCUUAUAUGACUAUGAGUUAAUUACUGGGGAUAAUGGGAAGAGGUUACUUGCAUUUGGGAAUUUCGCUGGUAGGGCUGGAAUGAUUGACUUCUUACGCGGAUUAGGACAGCGGUUCUUGAGUCUUGGAUACUCAACACCUUUCUUAUCAUUGGGAUCAUCCUACAUGUACCCUUCGUUGGCUGCUGCUAAAGCUGCUGUGAUUUCUAUUGGUGAAGAAAUUGCAACCCAGGGAUUGCCACUGGGAAUCUGUCCCCUAGUUUUUGUAUUCACUGGUUCAGGAAAUGUUUGUUUGGGAGCACAGGAGAUAUUUAAGCUUCUUCCUCAUACCUUCGUAGAUCCAAGUAAACUAAGCAACCUACAUGAAGCGGAUGCUGAUCACUUGCACCGUCCAUCAAAAAGAGUUUUCCAAGUUUAUGGCUGUAUUGUGACUGCCAAAGACAUUGUUGAGCCCAAAGAUCCAACUAAAGUGUUUGACAAGGCAGACUACUAUGCACAUCCUGAACAUUACAAUCCAAUUUUCCAUGAAAAAGUAGCACCAUAUGCAUCUGUUAUUGUCAACUGCAUGUAUUGGGAGCAGAGAUUUCCCCGUUUGUUGAGCACUGAACAGACUAAAGAUUUAAUAAGAAAGGGGUGCCCACUUGUUGGAAUAGCAGACAUAACGUGUGAUAUAGGGGGCUCAUUAGAGUUUGUUAACCGAACUACCUCAAUUGAUUCACCCUUCUUCAGAUAUGAUCCCCUAAAGAAUUCCUACCAUGAUGAUGACUUGGAGGGGAAUGGUGUGUUAUGUUUAGCUGUUGACAUUCUUCCAACAGAAUUCGCAGUAGAGGCUUCCCAACAUUUUGGAAACAUACUGUCCCGAUUUGUCGUAAAUUUGGCUUCUACUUCAGACAUUACAAGCCUGCCACCUCACCUAAGGAGAGCUUGCAUAGCAUAUGGAGGUGCCCUAACCCCUUUAUUUGAAUAUAUCCCCCGCAUGCGGAAAUCUGAAUCACCAGAGGAAGUAUCAGACAACCUAGCAGAUUCUUUAUCUAGGAAAAGGAGAUACAAUAUAUUGAUAUCUCUGACUGGUCACCUAUUUGAUAAAUUUCUGAUAAAUGAGGCCUUAGAUACUAUUGAAGCUGCAGGAGGCUCCUUCCACUUAGUUAAAUGCCAUGUUGGUCAGUGUGCUGAUGACAUAUCAUCCUCAGAACUUGAAGUUGGAGCAGAUGAUAAGGCUGUUCUGGAUCAAAUAAUUGAUUCUCUAACAUCUCUUGCUAAUCCUAAUGAAGAUCAUGGAUUUUUAAAUCAAGAUCCAAGCAAAAUUUCACUUAGGCUUGGUGAAGUAAAAGAGAAUGGCAUAAAUAAGGUGCCUGACUCAAAAAAGAAGGCAGCAGUUUUAAUUCUUGGUGCUGGUAGGGUCUGUCAACCAGCUGCCGAAGUGUUAUCAUCAAUUGGAAGAAUUUCAUCCAGCCAAUGGUAUAAGACAUUGCUUGAAGAUGAUUUUGAGGAUCUAACUGAAGUUGAAGUCAUUCUCGGAUCUCUCUACCUGAAGGAUGCAGAACAGAUUGUUAAAGGCAUCCCAAAUGUAAGAGGAGUUCAGCUUGAUGUGAUGGAUCAUGAAAAUCUUUAUAAAUAUGUUUCACAGGUUGAUGUUGUUAUAAGCUUGCUCCCUGCUAGUUGUCACAUUAAUGUUGCAAAUGCUUGCAUUGAGCUGAAGAAGCAUCUUGUCACUGCUAGCUAUGUUGAUAGCUCAAUGUCAAUGCUAAAUGAUAAGGCUAAAGAUGCUGGUAUUACUAUCCUGGGGGAGAUGGGAUUGGAUCCAGGAAUAGAUCACAUGAUGGCAAUGAAAAUGAUCAAUGAAGCACAUAUGCGGAAGGGGAAAAUUAAGUCUUUCAUUUCUCACUGUGGUGGACUUCCAUCUCCUGAUGCUGCUAACAAUCCAUUAGCAUAUAAAUUUAGCUGGAGUCCUGUAGGGGCUAUCCGAGCUGGGAGAAAUCCUGCAACCUACAAAUACUGUGGUGAAACUAUACACAUUGAUGGGGACAGUAUUUAUGAUUCAGCUACAAGAAUAAGGAUAGCUGACUUUCCUGCUUUUGCUUUGGAAUGUCUCCCAAAUCGUAACUCUCUACUUUAUGGGGAUUUAUAUGGCAUAGGAUCUGAAGCAUCCACCAUUUUCCGUGGAACCCUCCGCUAUGAAGGUUUCAGCCAGAUCAUGGGAACACUCUCUAGGAUUGGUUUCUUUAACAAUGAAACUCAUCCCUUGUUGAAGAAUGAAAAGAGACCGACUUUCAGAAAAUUCUUGCUCAAACUUCUAGAUGUUGCAAGUGAAGAUCCAGAAGAACCAAUGAUAGGAGAGAAGGAAAUUAUGGAAAGGAUAUUAACACUAGGACAUUGCAAAGAACAAAGUACUGCAAUGAAUACAGCAAAAACACUCAUAUCCUUAGGACUUCUUGAGCAAGAAGAAAUCCCAACUUCCUGCCAAAGUGCAUUUGACGUUGCAUGUUUCCGCAUGGAAGAGAGGUUAUCCUAUGCCGGUACAGAGAAGGAUAUGGUGCUUUUAUACCAUGAAGUGGAGGUAGAAUACCCGGAGAGUCAAAUUACCAAGAAACACAGAGCAACUUUGCUUGAAUUUGGUAAGACUGUCAAUGGCAAAACAACAAGUGCCAUGGCCCUUACUGUUGGUAUUCCGGUAGCAAUUGGAGCGCUGCUUCUACUGACAAAGAAAAUUCAGACUAGAGGUGUCUUAAGGCCUUUGGAACCUGAAGUAUACAUUCCAGCGCUGGAUACUAUAGAGGCUUACGGCAUCAACUUGAUUGAGAAGAACGAGUAAUAUCUGGAGUAGGUGUUUGAUGGUUACUAAAAUGUCACUCUUUUUAUAUAAAAGGACUCAUCAUAUACUGUUCAAUUUAUGAUGUAAAUAACUUCAACUAUAAUAAUCACUGCAUUUCUGGCAUAACAACUAUUAGCACUGCCAUUGUAUAAAACAAAUGUCAGAAAUGAACUAUGUAAACCAGCUUCUGAGCCUAACUGGAAGAAAAUAAAAGCAUUGUACAAGCAGAUUCUCAUUUUAACAGCAGCAAAAUUAAUUGAACAUUUAUAGCUUA
This is a messenger RNA of Arachis ipaensis, 3625 nucleotides long. The record is from RefSeq and is a predicted model, not a curated record. Lineage: Eukaryota; Viridiplantae; Streptophyta; Magnoliopsida; Fabales; Fabaceae.